GAACGUGCAACAGGGCAACAGGGCAACAGGGCAACUGGGCAACGAUGCAGAAAAGUGAAACUAUUAAGCCCAGUCAGAGUCAGAGUACCAUCAUCAGCAAACAAGUGAGGCAUUGUUUUUGUAAUUAAAAUGGCAACGCUUCAAUGGCCAAGGCAGCAGCACGUGGAGCACACUCCAUGAAGCAUCAAACUGUCAAGCAAGCCCUGUACUCCAAUGGGAGGUGGCAAGUUCUCUCCAUUUAAUCGUGUUACGCCUGACAGAUUAUGUGUGUGUAAGUGUGUGGUAAAAGUCUUUCUUGAAUGUGAAAAUCUUGAAUCGACUAAGUAGGCGAUCAUUUGAGCGCUUGACCACAAGCCAAAAGCCACUGUCGGAGUCACAGCCACUUUUGGGGAAAGGCCGUAAAAUCACUCAACUAAAACGUCCAUAAAAUGUCGAAUGGCUUGUAGAAUUUGGCCUGCAAAGAUCUGGAAACGCGAAGGCCCUCAGUUCGAUUCUAGGCGGCGUCCGGAGUGCGUGUGUGAAAAGAGCAACAGGACUCAAAAACCCAGAGAUGUGGCAUCAUCGAGCAGUGUUUGUGCUCGGCAUUUAUAUGCUCGUAACAAUAAACGCGUCGACAAGUAGCAACAGCAACAAUCACUUUAAUGACGGCUCUUCCGGCAUCCUUACGGCUCGAAACGGGAAACUACAGUUGGAGCUGAAUGCGUGGCAGCCAUUCACCCAGCACAACAAUUGGCUUAUCCUGCAGGCAACGGCACCCAGCUCAGUGCAGCCGGAAAGAGAGAGUGCCCCCAGAAUUUCGCCACAGCAGCAGCAACAGCAGCAGCAGCAGCAAGAGCAGCAGCAGCAGAAGCAGAACCAACGACUUCCUGUCAAUUACUACGCCUACAAUCAUCGGUAUAAUCAGAGUGCGAGGAGUGGCAUUCCACCUUCGGCGGGCGGAAAUUACAAACAGGUUCGGGCACAGGCAGCACCAGCGACAACUCUAAGCGAUCCCGCCAGAUAUGUCCUGGCCAUAAGCCAAUCCAUGCGACGCGGGGGUGAACUUCGACAUCAGCUGCCAGCUGCUGCGGAGGAGGAAGCCGAGCCGGAUGUGCGCAAUGCGGCGGCCUCAACUUUAACUAACUCCCACGAUGCUGAUGCUGAUGAUGAUGAAGAUGUGAAAAAUACCGAUGCCAUUAAACACAUUGAGAAGCCAACACUUCUGGGAAUCCAAUCCUACUUAGGGCCUUUCCAGCGUGCUCUGGUGAAAGUGCGUAAUUUUUGCGACUCUGUGGGUACUCUUCUCAGCGACAUAGAUGAGGAGCAGCAGGAUGGGACUCUGCAGUUCCUGGCAGAUGAGACAAGUUCAAAUAAAUUGGAGGCCACCACAAGAACCAUCCCCUCCACAGCCAAAAUAUCGACUUCAAAAGAGGCGGAUACAGCUACAGUCCAAGGCCGUUACAUUCACCGUAUGGCAUUGGACGCCUCAGAGGGCCGCAAGCUGAAAAAGUUGAAAAAGAAAAUCCAAAAGCUGCUGCUGCCACUUCUGAUUGCCUACAAACUGAAGUUUCUCACCCUCAUACCCGUUCUCAUUGGCGGCCUCACGCUACUCGUGGGCACCACGGGCCUGGCCGGCUUCUUCUUUGCUCUCUUUACGGCCGUAAUGAGCCUGAAGACCACAGGUGGCGGUGGCGGCCAUGGCUAUGCCAGCAAAGCAAUAGUCUUAAAGAAAAUCUGAUCUGUAGGCAACGUUUUGUACGAAUUAAGAUUUAGCUAUUGAUUUAGGUUAGUUAGCAGCACUCGGCACUCCCUUCCCCUUAUCACAAUCAAAACCCAUCGAAGUUCGAGCAUUGAUUGGUCUGCUCUGGCGGUGGGCUAUAAAAAAGACGAGGCGGAGACUUCCGCACUGUCAAGUGAAAUAGAACUACUAGAAAUAAUAUAUGACAAAAGAAACAGGAAAACAGAAACUUCCCUCAGCUGGAAUCAACAAUUUGAAACACUCUUUUUUAGGGAAUUUAUUUAUUUAUUUCAUGCUAUAUCCCAGUGCAUCAGGUAUAAACUCUAGUAUUACUUAGUUCAGCUUUUAGUUGGAAGGUAUUCCCACUCGUUAGACGUAUGCCCACGUCGCUACGGUGCGUUUGUGCGGUUAUACCAGCAACCGGAUGCAAAAUAAAAGUACUGCUAACAUCCAACCAGCGAUAAAUUCCGUUGAACAGCUGCCAAAACCCCAUCCAGAGCCACAGCCAGAGACCCAAAGUUUGGGCAUGAAAAGUGACGACAGCAAAGAGCGUUAGCUUUAAAGUUGACGGUUGACGGUUGACGUUGACUACGAUUAGUUCCGUGGCACGCGUGUGCAUAUGAAUGCGUGUUUGGACACCAUGUGAAUAUAUAGCAUCCCAGACGUAAAGCAGUAUAUUUAAUACUAUAUAUUGCAACAGUUACAGAUACUCGAACCACCCAAUGGUUGAGGCUACAUUCGCAUUCGUUCAAGCCAAGAUAAGUUUAUUUGUCUCGUCUGGUUUCGGUCUCUUUCAGCCCAAAAAUCCUAAUUCAGUUGGGUCGUUAUUUAAUUUCCGUUAGCACUGCUGCAAUCACAUUUGCCUGAUGUAAUUCCAAGAAGUAUAUUUUGUUGCUGGAAUUUAAUUAAGCGGAUUUAUACACAAACAAACACACGAGAUGGUUUCAUUUUACCGGAAAUUUACAUAAGCCCGUGCCGAGCUCAUGAAAUACCUUUAAUUUGAAGUUGAUAUUUGUUCACGACUGCAAUUCAUGGUUAUGCGAAAAUAAUAAAUGCAAUUUUUAAUGGAAUUGCCAUCGGUUCUGUCUGCUCCUUAAAAUAACAAUUAAUUGGUAAUUAAUAAUACAUAUUACCAAACCCCAAACCUGAUUGCA
Drosophila miranda is the source of this 2871-nucleotide messenger RNA. RefSeq lists its product as uncharacterized. The coding region runs from base 551 to 1717 and encodes 388 amino acids. Lineage: Eukaryota; Metazoa; Arthropoda; Insecta; Diptera; Drosophilidae. The record is from RefSeq and is a predicted model, not a curated record. The transcript is spliced from 2 exons.